Acipenser ruthenus (sterlet) is the source of this 1599-nucleotide messenger RNA. Its product is annotated as caspase-14-like. The transcript is spliced from 6 exons. NCBI's taxonomy places the organism in Eukaryota, Metazoa, Chordata, Actinopteri, Acipenseriformes, Acipenseridae. Gene Ontology annotation, biological process: proteolysis. Gene Ontology annotation, molecular function: cysteine-type endopeptidase activity. Bases 178 to 999 code for a protein of 273 amino acids. The record is from RefSeq and is a predicted model, not a curated record.
GGUCUGUGUUUUAUUAACAGUGACAACACAGUACGAUGUCAAACGUGGAAACAAUAAUAUCAAGUCAGAUGCAGCCUAAUUACCAUUAAAUAACAAACGCGUUUAUUUAUUUAUUUAUUUAUUUUAUUUUUUUAUAUUUUUUUUCCUGGAUCGCACAAGUUAGUAUUUGACUUUGGAAUGAGUUCACAAGAAGCGCUGAAAGAUAAGUUUAAGACACUGAGCAUCGAUUCAUCAGACAAGAAUAAAUACGAUAUGGGUGGAAAACGAAGGGCACUCAUGCUGUGCGUCAAAAAGAACCGAAAAGGAGCAGACAAGGACGUGGCAAUGAUGAGGGAACUGUUCCAAAACAACAAAUUUCAAUUUGACUGUGCAGAUGGAGCCGACCCAACCGCGGAGGAUAUCCUGAAAGCAGUUAAAAACUUCAGGGAUGAAAUCAACAAUAGCGAAGAAGACAUCAGCUGCUGCUUUGUGGUCACUGCAAGCCAUGGGAAUCUGGGUACUAUUUCUGGGAGUGACAACAAGAGAGUGGAACUGAACAGGAUGUUUGAGCUCUUCAGGAAUGACAAGUGUCCCAAACUUCGAAAUAAACCAAAAGUCUUCAUAAUUCAGGCAUGCCGGGGAACUGAGCACGAUUUGGGAGUCGAUAGGAAUGCAAAGCCGUGCUAUAAAAGCGAUGGUCCUUCCCUGAGUACCUUCAGACCUUUCGCAGUCCAUGAUAUGUUGACUGUAUAUGCUCAACAGCCAGGUUAUACAGCCUUCCGGGAUCAAACAACUGGGUCAUAUUUAUUCAAGGAGAUGGUGGAUGUGUUUGAAAACCAUGCUGGGUCCUGCCACCUCUUUGACUUGUUUACAAAGGUAAACCAGAAGCUUGUUCAAUCAGACAUAAGAUUGAAAACAGGGGCGGAUGACAAGAAACCCGAGAAUGAAGACUACGAGACAGCAAAGCAGACUCUUCUGAUAGAAUCAACUCUGAAAAAGCUGUUGUACCUGAGUUCUUAAAGGGAUAGCUCACCUGAAUCUGUCUCGAUGGGUAAAUCACUGUGCAUCCAAGGCUGUAAAUGUGCACAAAGAAAAACAAUGGAAUUAAAAUAAUGUAUGCAAUUAUAGCAUUACUCCAGAUCUCUUAUUCUUAAUUUAUUUCAACACUUUUCACUGAGCACAAGGAGGUUCAGUUAAAGUUACUACGACAGGUGAUUAUAUUAAAAUACUUUAACAGAACCGUUCCUUUAUUGUUUAAGUACUUCACUUCUGUUCAAUUUUUUAAAAAUGAUUUUUAAACUAAUUAUUAUUAUUAUUAUUAUUAUUAUUAUUAUUAUUAUUAUUAUUAUUAAUAAUUAUAAUAAUAAUGAACAAAAGAAUCAUUUAAAAUGAUGUUUAUCAUUACAGUGUUGCAUUUUUAAAACUUGUGCUGUUUUUUGUUGCUGUUUUGUGUUUGUCAUCCAGUGUAAACUAUUUUUUUUUUAAUAAAUGAAGGAUCCUUUUUAUACUUUUAAAUUACAGCAAGAAACCAUAAUUGUAUUUCCUAAUUUUCUCUCCAUAAUUUUCAACUACUUGUAAGCAGGAGGGGUUAAUUUUCCAAUAAAGUGUCUAUUUUAUUUU